Petromyzon marinus (sea lamprey) is the source of this 1110-nucleotide messenger RNA. The record is from RefSeq and is a predicted model, not a curated record. Lineage: Eukaryota; Metazoa; Chordata; Hyperoartia; Petromyzontiformes; Petromyzontidae.
AUGGGCUGCGUGAGUAGGGGACUCUGUGAGUACGAGACUCCACGUAUCGUGAAGAUCCACAGCUGUAAAGUCUCCUUGGCCAAUCGCCUCAUCCAACUCCUCAUCGUCGCCUACGUUGUUGGCUGGGUGUUCGUGGUGCAGCGUGGGUACCAGGACUCGGAGGAGGUCCUCAGCUCCGUCACCACCAAAGUGAAGGGAGCGGCGCUCGCUGACAGCGCCGUCUUCGAUGCAGCAGACUACGUUGUGCCGCCACAGGAGCCGAAUUCUUUCUUCGUGAUGACCAACUUCGUACUCACUCCCAACCAGACGCAGGGCACCUGCCCCCAGGUGAGGCUGUUGACGGGGAGCUGCGUGCGAGCGGGGGGAGCGGCCUCCAAGUCGUGUGAGGUGAGGGCCUGGUGCCCUCUGGAGCACAGCGACCACGUGCCCUCCCCUGCGCUGCUGCAGGGUGCAGAGAACUUCACGGUGCUCAUCAAGAACAGCGUCCAGUUCCCUAAGUUCAGCUUCUUCAAGAGGAACAUCGCGAGCGGCACCAACGGCAGCGCCCUCCGCUCCUGCCGCUACGACGCCCGGCGCGACCCUCACUGCCCAAUCUUCCGCCUGGGAGACGUCGUCGCUGGCGCGGGAGAGAACUUCCAGCAGAUAGCGCUGGAGGGUGGUGUGGUGGGCAUCAUGGUGGAGUGGAACUGCGACCUGGACCUGAGCUGGGAGCGCUGUCGCCCCUCAUACUCGUUCCAGCGCCUCGACGCGCGGCACAGCAACGAGACCAUCGCACCUGGUUACAACUUCCGCUUCUCUCGCUACUUCCUCAACGCGAACGGCACGGAGAGCCGAGCCCUCAUCAAGGCGUACGGCGUCCGCUUCGUGGUGCAGGUCUACGGGCAGGGGAGGAAGUUUAACAUCAUACCCACGCUGAUGAACGUGGGAUCGGGAAUCGCACUCCUAGGGGUGGCCACGGUGGUGUGUGAUGUUCUCGUGCUCUACGUCUUCAAACGCCGCCACUUCUACCGCGAGAAGAAAUUCAAAGACGCCUGUGAUGAGGACGGGGUGGAGGGGGACCGCACCCCUAUGACGUAGCCGGUGAGGACACCUCACCUCACCACACCUCAC